Malassezia globosa CBS 7966 is the source of this 1134-nucleotide messenger RNA. RefSeq lists its product as uncharacterized. Gene Ontology annotation, cellular component: peroxisome; peroxisomal membrane. The record is from RefSeq and is a predicted model, not a curated record. Gene Ontology annotation, biological process: protein import into peroxisome membrane. The coding region runs from base 1 to 1134 and encodes 377 amino acids. Lineage: Eukaryota; Fungi; Basidiomycota; Malasseziomycetes; Malasseziales; Malasseziaceae. The transcript has a single exon.
AUGACACCUCCGAAGGCGACGGCCGAUGACUUGGACGAUUUGGAUGGUACGUGGCUAUAUGAAUGGCUUACGCAACUUAUAGAUGUACUGGAUGACUUUGAGGCGCCCAUGGCAAACCAUGCGCCGGAGCUAGCGAAAGAGAGAACUCAAACUAAUAGUAGCAAUGGGUCGGGCGCAGCUGCCAACGUCAAGGGGAGUGAAAACAGAGUCGAUGGUGACGCCAAUGCUGGCAUGGGCGAGGGAGAAGAUCCACUCUCCGACGAGUUCGUGGAAGAGCUUACAAAGAACAUGGAGUCAUUCAUGGCACAGCUUGGAAAAGACAUGUCAACACACAAGGACGCGAAAGCGCCGCCUUUGUCUUCAGGACGUGCAUCAGAAUCAGAAAGCGGAGGGGCGCCACCCCCUGCGGAAGACGAGCUCAUGAAGCAGUUUGAGAAGCUUCUGCUGUCCAGCAACCUCGAGGGACUCGACAGGGAUACGAUGCCGUCAUUGUCCAAGUCACAGACGCAGGCAGCUUCUAAGCACGGCAGUGAGACUCACGAAGAAAGAGCAACAGGGUCGUCUGAUGCAUCGGGAGAAAAGAGCUUCCAGGAUGCUGUCAAGGCCACAAUGGACAAGCUCAAACAAUCGAAUGCAUCAGCCAACAACAGCAGCAGCAACAGCGACGCGUCUGAUCCGCUCGCUGCCCUGGGUCUUGAUGGCAAUGCCGACUUUUCCAAGAUUCUCGAGGCGCUCUCGCAGCCUGGCGAAGAUGGCGAAGGUUCCCUUAGUAAAAUGCUUGCACAAAUGAUGGAGGAUCUGAUGAACAAAGAUGUGUUAUACGAGCCACUCAAAGACAUGCAUUCACGCUUCCCUGCAUACCUAGCGUCGCCAGCGGCGGAAAAGCUCGAUGAUGAUACUCGGCAAGCCUACGUGGCACAAGAAGCUACGAUGGGCGAAAUUAUCGCUGUAUUUGAGUCGUCGAACUACUCCGAUUCAAAUCCUGAGAAACGCAAGCAAGUGGCAGAUCUUGUAUCGAAGCUCCAGGAGUUCGGCACGCCACCUCAAGAACUUCUCGGUGACAUGCCGCCGGAGCUUGCUGGCCUCAACCAGAUGCUUGGUGAGUCAAGCGAUGAAAAUUGUGUCAUUAUGUAG